CGACCGUAGCGCAGUGUCAGGCGGAAGUGCUGCACCGUCGGCCCAGAGCUCGACGGGAAAUGUAGUCCCUCGGGGAGGCCCAGGGCGGUGGCCGCUCGUCUCCCGGACCCGGUGGCAGAUCGGGUGUGGACCCGGGAUGGCUGGGACGGGCGGCUCGGGGGGCCCGAUCGGGGCCGGAGCCUUGGCAGGCGCCGCGCGGUCCAAGGUAGCCCCGAGCGUGGACUUUGACCACAGCUGCUCAGACAGUGUCGAGUACCUGACGCUCAACUUCGGGCCUUUUGAGACAGUGCAUCGCUGGAGGCGCCUCCCACCCUGCGACGAGUUUGUGGGAGCUCGGCGCAGCAAGCACACAGUGGUGGCUUAUAAAGAUGCCAUCUAUGUAUUUGGUGGAGACAAUGGGAAGACGAUGCUCAAUGACCUUCUGCGGUUCGAUGUGAAAGACUGCUCCUGGUGCAGGGCCUUCACCACUGGAACCCCACCAGCCCCCCGCUACCACCACUCCGCCGUGGUCUACGGGAGCAGCAUGUUCGUCUUUGGGGGCUACACUGGGGACAUUUAUUCCAAUUCUAACUUGAAGAAUAAAAACGACCUCUUUGAAUACAAGUUUGCAACUGGCCAGUGGACGGAGUGGAAAAUCGAAGGACGGUUGCCGGUUGCUAGAUCAGCCCAUGGUGCCACGGUGUACAGUGAUAAGCUGUGGAUCUUUGCUGGUUACGAUGGCAAUGCCAGGUUGAAUGACAUGUGGACCAUUGGUCUCCAGGACCGGGAGCUCAUGUGCUGGGAGGAGGUGGCCCAGAGCGGCGAGAUCCCACCAUCCUGCUGCAACUUCCCAGUGGCCGUGUGUCGGGACAAGAUGUUUGUGUUCUCAGGGCAGAGUGGAGCCAAGAUUACCAACAAUCUCUUCCAGUUUGAAUUCAAGGACAAGACGUGGACUCGCAUCCCCACUGAGCACCUGCUCCGGGGAUCACCACCACCCCCGCAGCGGCGCUACGGGCACACCAUGGUGGCCUUUGACCGCCACCUCUAUGUGUUUGGGGGCGCGGCAGACAACACACUGCCCAAUGAGUUGCACUGCUAUGACGUGGACUUCCAGACCUGGGAGGUUGUCCAGCCCAGUUCAGACAGCGAGGUUGGCGGGGCCGAGGUGCCAGAGCGGGCAGCUGCUUCUGAGGAGGCGACUGCCCUGGCUUCUGAGGAGCGAGGUGGCUUCAAGAAGUCCCGAGAUGUGUUUGGCCUGGACUUCGGCACCACCACUGCCAAGCAGCCUUCCACGCCUGCCUCAGAGCUGCCCAGUGGGAGGCUCUUCCAUGCAGCUGCUGUGAUCUCGGAUGCCAUGUACAUCUUCGGUGGCACUGUGGACAACAACAUCCGCAGUGGGGAGAUGUACAGGUUCCAGUUCUCCUGUUAUCCCAAGUGCACGCUACAUGAAGACUAUGGGAGGCUGUGGGAGAGCCGCCAGUUCUGCGAUGUGGAAUUUGUGCUAGGCGAGAAGGAAGAGUGUGUGCAGGGCCACGUGGCCAUUGUCACAGCACGAAGCCGCUGGCUUCGCAGGAAGAUCGUGCAGGCACGGGAGCGACUGGCCCAGAAACUGGAGGAGGAGGCAGCUCCGGCUUCUAGGGAGGCCCCUGCUGUGGCUGUAGGCGGGGCCCGACCACCCAUGCUGCAUGUCGCCAUCCGAGAGGCGGAGGCCCGGCCCUUCGAGGUGCUCAUGCAAUUCCUCUACACCGACAAGAUCAAAUACCCGAGAAAAGGCCAUGUGGAGGAUGUGCUGCUCAUCAUGGACGUGUACAAGUUGGCACUGAGCUUCCAGCUAUGCCGCCUAGAGCAGCUGUGUCGGCAGUACAUCGAGGCCUCCGUGGACCUGCAGAACGUGCUGGUCGUGUGUGAGAGCGCUGCCAGGCUACAACUGAGCCAGCUCAAGGAGCACUGCCUGAACUUCGUGGUGAAGGAGUCCCACUUCAACCAGGUAAUCAUGAUGAAGGAGUUCGAGCGCCUCUCGUCCCCACUGAUUGUGGAGAUCGUCCGUCGGAAGCAGCAGCCACCACCCCGUGCCCCCUCAGACCAGCCUGUGGACAUCGGCACAUCUCUGAUCCAGGACAUGAAGGCGUACCUAGAGGGGGCUGGCGCGGAGUUCUGUGACAUCACGCUGCUGCUGGAUGGGCACCCUCGGCCAGCCCACAAGGCCAUCCUGGCUGCCCGCUCCAGCUACUUUGAGGCCAUGUUCCGGUCCUUUAUGCCCGAGGAUGGGCAGGUAAACAUCUCCAUUGGGGAGAUGGUACCUAGCAGGCAAGCCUUCGAAUCUAUGCUGCGCUACAUCUACUAUGGCGAGGUCAACAUGCCACCCGAAGAUUCGCUCUACCUGUUCGCGGCCCCCUACUACUAUGGCUUUUACAACAACCGGCUGCAGGCCUACUGCAAGCAGAACCUGGAGAUGAACGUGACGGUGCAGAACGUGCUGCAGAUCCUGGAGGCAGCUGACAAGACACAGGCGUUGGACAUGAAGCGACACUGCCUGCACAUCAUCGUGCACCAGUUCACCAAGGUCAGGGCUCUCCUGGCCCAGCGUUCGUUGCCCACUCCUCAUAUUCAGGACCCACUCUCCCUUGGCAUCAGCCUUGGUCUCCAAGCUACCCACGCUGCGAUCACUGAGCCAGCAGCUGCUGCUUGACAUCAUAGACUCCCUGGCCUCUCACAUCUCCGACAAGCAGUGUGCAGAGUUGGGCGCUGACAUCUAAAGGCCAGGCAGUGCCAGCCCAUGCGUGGAGAAUGACCAUGCCUGCCCUGCCCCCCGUAAAGACUCUGCUGCCUACCCUCAGGCCUGUGACGGAGUGGUCAGACCUGCUGGCUGAGGGGCAGGGUGCUGAGCCUCAGAAGGAGCUGAGGGGAUAUCAGAAGUACAUCGAGGCCUCCAUGGCCCUGCAGAACAUGCUGGUCGUGGGGAGCUCCAAAUGCUCCAUUUUACGGUUAAAGACACAGCCCACAGAAAGUGGACGGUGAAGCAGAACCCCUGGCUAGCACUCUCUUCUGGGGUGGAGGGCUGGUGGAAAUCUAGAGUUCAGUGAAGAGGACCCAGCAGGAGGCAGAGGUCCUGGCUAGCGCCCCAGUGGUGGGAAAAGCCCACCAGGGAACAGGCUUUGGGCCCCCCGCCCGGCAGAGACCCAGCGUGGCUUGUGGGUCUGGCCACUGUGACAUGUUGCAAAGGAUUCUCUAAUGUGGGGGCCACACAGUAUUCACUCACCCUUGUGAAGAUCCAUGUAAGGGACCCCUCCUGUCACCUGGAGCUUGCAGUGGACAAUAGUGAUGGGCAAAUGGAGUCUGACUCAAUAUGAAUUUUGGUGCCCUUCAAGAUGAAUUUUUGGGUGUGAAGGGCUCUGAGGUUAGCUCCCAGCUCACAGGGUCAAUCACUUUGGACUACGCCUGGAUUCCAGAGGGGCUGCAGGAUCACAUGUGCCUGUAUGAAUCUUGGGGCUCUGGGGCUGUGCCAAGGAGAAGGCAGCAAAGAUGUCUCCCAGGUCCCUGUCUGUCCCUAUUUAUUGUCAUAGACAUGUCUCUAUUAAAGCUAUUGCAGUGGUAGCUACUACA
Messenger RNA from Pteropus alecto (black flying fox), 3582 nucleotides. RefSeq names its product leucine zipper like transcription regulator 1 (gene LZTR1). The transcript has 21 exons. Gene Ontology annotation, cellular component: Golgi apparatus. Bases 137 to 2668 code for a protein of 843 amino acids. Gene Ontology annotation, molecular function: protein binding. NCBI's taxonomy places the organism in Eukaryota, Metazoa, Chordata, Mammalia, Chiroptera, Pteropodidae. The record is from RefSeq and is a predicted model, not a curated record.